UUGUUUUUGCAAAGCCGAAGCCCAAGAACACAAAGCAAGUGAACAGAGUCGCGCCGCCAAGGCCGCUUGCAAAGUGAAAAGCUGAGAAGCAGCUUCCGUUUCCGUCAUCUCUGCGUUUUAGUGAAGCCCUAAAUACCGAAGCAACGUUUAGCUUACUGCAUCGUCGUUUCAGGACUCAUAACAGUAUCAUGGCGUCCAUGAUAUUCACUGACCCUUCGUCGGCCGCCGCCGUCCACCGCCUCCCCUUUACCCGUUUCAACAACGGCUUCAAUCCCCUUCGCCGGUGUGUGAGCCCACUUCAUGUUUUCUCUCCCAUCCCUACCCUUCCUCGAAUCCUCUCCGUCCACUCUCCUCGUUCUUCCCGUUUCGUCACCGCUUCAAUGGCUAUAGAGUCAUCUGCUAAGGUGAUCGAUGGGAAAGCGGUGGCAAAGCAAAUAAGAGAAGAGAUAAGCGGCGAAGUGUCGAAACUGAAGGAAUCAAUUGGAGUUGUCCCUGGAUUGGCAGUUAUUCUAGUUGGGGAUAGGAAGGACUCUGCUACUUACGUGCGGAACAAGAAGAAAACUUGUGAAUCUGUAGGGAUUAAUUCCUUUGAAGUGCAUUUACCUGAUGAUGCUUCUGGGGAAGAAGUUCUCAAGUUCAUCUCUGAUUUCAAUGGUGAUCCUUCGGUUCAUGGCAUCCUUGUUCAUUUGCCUCUACCUUCUCAUAUGAAUGAGCAGAACAUCUUAAAUGCUGUUACGAUUGAGAAAGAUGUGGAUGGCUUCCACUCAUUGAACAUUGGUCGUCUUGCCAUGCGAGGUAGAGAACCGUUGUUUGUUCCGUGUACUCCUAAAGGAUGCAUAGAGCUAUUACAUAGAUACAGUGUUGAUAUUAAAGGAAAGAAGGUUGUUGUUAUUGGCCGAAGUAAUAUCGUGGGGAUGCCCGCUGCUCUAUUACUACAAGUAAUGCUU
This is a messenger RNA of Hibiscus syriacus, 947 nucleotides long. Its product is annotated as bifunctional protein FolD 4, chloroplastic-like. Lineage: Eukaryota; Viridiplantae; Streptophyta; Magnoliopsida; Malvales; Malvaceae. The annotation marks the transcript as partial. The transcript has 3 exons. Gene Ontology annotation, biological process: tetrahydrofolate interconversion. Gene Ontology annotation, molecular function: methenyltetrahydrofolate cyclohydrolase activity; methylenetetrahydrofolate dehydrogenase (NADP+) activity. The record is from RefSeq and is a predicted model, not a curated record. Gene Ontology annotation, cellular component: cytosol.